Molecule: messenger RNA, 1608 nt
Organism: Alternaria alternata
Lineage: Eukaryota; Fungi; Ascomycota; Dothideomycetes; Pleosporales; Pleosporaceae
Product: MFS multidrug transporter-like protein
Exons: 7
Coding region: 1-1608 (535 amino acids)
Biological process (GO): transmembrane transport
Molecular function (GO): transmembrane transporter activity
Source: RefSeq, a predicted model, not a curated record
AUGCGUUUUAGCAGCGAAUCAUACACCAUGUCAAAUCCCUCAUCACUCCAUGAAGACAAAGACAGUGCAUCUUUACCCCAGCGUAAGAGGGAAGCGCCAACGCGCAUGAAAGAUGGAAAAGAGGUUGAGCUACACACGUGGAAUGGCUCUCAAGACCCCGACAACCCGUUCAAUUGGUCGACCAAGUACAAAUGGUUCUUGACAAUUACGGUCUGUUUUAUCUCCAUCUUAACGGGUCUCCCCGCUGGAUCCUAUGGUGCUGGUAACGAAUGGAUGGCAACUCGCUUCAGCGUUCAAAAUGAACCUUUUCCCAAUCUCUAUUGGGCAACGUGCAGCUGGAACAUGGGUGCUGCUCUUUUCCCACUUCUGUUCGUACCUUUGACCGAGAACACUGGCCGUAUGCCCGGCUACUUCGUUGCGUACAUCGUUUUCGAGUUGUUCUUGUUCGGCUCUGCCUUUGCUGACAACUUUGCAACGCUCGUUGUUACCCGAUUUUUCGGCGGUGGUGCAUCCUCGGUUUCCAUCAACAUUGUUGGUGGUAGCAUCAGUGAUGUAUGGAAAGGUGACAAGGCUCGAAGUCUGCCAAUGUCCAUCUUUGGGUUCACGUCUGUCGCUGGUAUCGCUCUCGGGCCGUUUAUUGGUAGUGCAAUUGUGCAGAUUGGCUAUCCGUCUACUGGACUGCAAUCUCCAUGGCGCUGGAUCUACUAUAUUCAAAUCAUCUACAAUGCCGCGCUCAUCCCCGUCUUCUACAUCAUCCUCAAGGAGACCCGUGGCGACGUCAUCCUGAAGAAGCGCGCUCAGAAGAUUCGCAAAGACACAGGCCGCGAAGUCUAUGCGGAAUCCGAGCUCGAUAAGCCUUCGAUAGCCAGCCUACUCAAGGUCUCCUUCAUGCGACCCACAAAGAUGCUGCUCACCGAACCCGUCGUUACUUUCUUCACGCUAUGGAUCAGUUUCGCCUGGGGUAUGAUUCAACUAGCCAUCACUGUCGGAGCGCUCAUUGGCACACUCAUCAAUCCAAUCCAGGAUUGGUUGUAUCUUCGAACUGCAUCCAAGAACCAAGAACGUCCUGGGAAGCCCAUCCCGGAGGGCCGUUUGUACACCAGUAUCCCUGGCUCGCUGCUCUUCACUGCUGGUCUGUUCUUAUAUGGAUGGACAUGCAGACCCUCUAUUCACUGGAUUGUGCCUGCGAUAGGAAUCUGUAUAGUGGGUGUAGGCAUCUACUCGAUUUACAUGGGAGUAGUCAACUAUCUCACCGAUGCUUACGAAAAGUACGCUGCUUCUGCACUUUCCGCCGCAUCCCUUGGUCGUAAUCUGUUCGGCGCCUUUCUACCUCUGGCUUCCUACUCGCUUUUCCAGAACCUCGGUUUCGGCUGGGCAGGCAGUCUACUUGGCUUUGUUGGAUUGGCACUGAGUCUGGUGCCGGUGGUACUCCUGAUAAAAGGCCGUCAGAUUCGGGCAAAAAGUCCGUUCAUGUCCGAAGCUAUGUUUGACGAUGGCGACGACGACGAAGAGGCGGAAGGCAAGAAAGCUAGCCAUAGUCAUCGGGGUACUUUUGGACCAGCGGGUGUUGCUGGUGGACCGCCCGGUGGGGUGGACGAUGCUGUUUAG